UGUGGAAUGUCUACAAAGCCCAUAAAUCAUAGACCGAAAGACCAACAACCAACAAACCCCAUCGUCCGAGCCGGAGACCGGACGGGCGCAGUAACCACAACAUUGCCUGAGUCUAGACCCAAAGGGUCUCCGUGCCUGAUGAUAGGGGAUGUGAGGUAGGAAUAUCUCGUGUUACAUGUCGAUAAAUGCAGCUCAAUCGGGCGAUUGUCAAGGGUUUGAUAUGCAGCCUCGCCGUCGUUGAUCCGAAAGUGAAGUGAAACCUAUAAGGAUGGUUGUGUCCGUGCCGCCGUCACGAUGUUCAGACGAGCGUGGCUUUGCCCCCGUCCUCUCUCCAGUCGUUCAUUUUAAGUCGUUCGUUCUCAAUGUAAACGGUCACCUUCCCAAAUAUUCUUCCAAAAUUUUAGAGUUUGCGCCAACUCGAAUCUCAGACACCAAAAACCGCUGUGCGACCUCAACAGCCGCUGGACCAAUUGCCCCGAGCGACCGAACCCGGAAACCGUUAACCACCGCUACACAAACUUACUCUCAAGCCUUUGUAUUCAAACACUGCUGCGUCCUGCGAGAAACCGGGAGAAGAAACAACGAUCACAGAAGCCCGAAAGAGAAGGAAAUACUAUGGAUAUGACGAUAUACACCGGUAGAUUAUAGCCGAGAGACCCUUUUUCUACCACUCUCCCGCUCCGCAGCCACCCAGGCGACCAAGAUGUACGCCAAGGACCGCGAAGCUUCUCCGCAUUUUAGCAGCGGCAGCGGCGGGUCCUGGUCUGGAAGAAGUGCAACGGUGGAGCUUCUUCUCCAACAACAACACCGAACCCGAACCUCGUCGCAUGGAGGAGGAGGAGGAUUAGGAAUGGGUAUAAAGCAGAGGCCCCUGGUCCGACCGAAUCAUAGAUCAUAUUCUUACGGCCAUUCGAGAGGAGGCUUUUUCAGGAACAGGUUAUCGCUUUGGAUAUCAGGGCUCGCUGUGUUAGUGUUGGUGUGGAUCUAUCUGAGAGUCUAUGGCCACGGUUACGGAUAUUCACUGAAGAAUUCACAUUCAGGCGCUGGGCUGGGGACAUCGAGACCCGGGCAGCAAGGGACGAAGAUUUCUUUGGGGGACUUGCCUGCUUUCAUUUUACCGCCGGUGACGACGACAACACUGGUCAGAAUGACGAAACCAACAGCAUCACCAGGGAAAGCAACAGGGAAGGGCAGCGGUGUGAAGGCGACGGCUCCGGCAGUCGAAUUGAAGCAGGGCAUUUACAUCGGGACGACAAACCUCAAAGCGCCAAGAUUCAAGAAAUCGGUGGAGGCAUUCAGGGGCAUCCCCUAUGCUCAGACGACCGGAGGGCAAAACAGAUUCAGGCCACCACAGCCACUAGAGCCAUCGAAGGAAACAUUUCAAGCUACGAGAUACGGAGAGUUCUGUCCGAUCAACGAUGGGGUGGUCUAUAUAGGCCAGGGCGAGAAUUGCCUAAACCUGAAUGUCUACAGGCCUGCUGGACUGAUCAAGGGGAAAGGUGGGAAGGGUCGAGACGGAAACGAGCUAAAGCUGCCAGUAGUGGUGUAUAUCCACGGAGGAGGGUUCAAUGCUGGAAAGGGCAUUGAGAGGAACAUGGCCAGUUUCGUCGCCUGGGCGGAGCACGACAUCGUUGCUGUGAACUUUAACUACAGGGUGGGCGCGCUGGGCUUUCUACCGAGCGAUAUUACUGCUAGGGAAGGGAUUUUGAAUCUCGGGCUGAGAGACCAGCAGGCGCUUUUGGAGUGGGUGCAAGACAACAUCGGUGCCUUUGGUGGUGACAAGGACAAUGUCACCAUCAUGGGACUCAGUGCCGGUGCCCAUUCGAUCGGCCACCACAUCAUGCACUACGCCAACUCCCCCAGACCACCCCCCUUCCACAAAGCCAUCCUCGAAUCCGGCGCCACCACAGCCCGCGCAGUCUUCUAUCCCACCCACCCCCGCCACCUCAUCCAAUUCCGCGAGUUCCUCACCGCCAUCAACGCAGCCCACAUCCCCGAAUCCGAAAUUUUCCCCCACCUCCGCACCCUCCCCCUCAAAACCAUCGUCGCCGGCUCCAAAGCCGUCUGGGACAAGUACGUCGACAGCGUCACUUGGCCCUUCCAACCCGUCAUCGACGGCCCAAACCCCUACUCCAACUCCUCCCACGCGAACCACACCCUCCCAGACAUCAUCCCCGACCUCCCCAUCUCCUCCUGGCAGAACAGCCACCACCUCAAAAUCCCGAUCAUCACUGGGUACAACACAAAUGAAGGCACAAUCUUCAUCCCCCCUGACGCCUCCACCAAUUCUGAAUUCCGCUCCUUUUUCAAGACUUUGAUUCCGACGUUGAAGGAUGCUGAUUUGGAUAAAUUGGAAGAAUUGUACCCCGACCCGGUGACGAACCCGACCUUCAGCCCGUAUGUCUCUGUUCCUAAUGGAAAGGGGGCUCAGUGGAAUAGAUUGGACACGGCAUACUCCCACUACGCUUAUAUAUGCCCCGUUCUGCAAUCAGCGCAUUUCAUGUCCCUUUCUGGGAUUUCCAACGUUUAUGUAUAUCGGUAUGCUGCUACUGGUGUCUUUGGAGCCGCUAACCACGGGGAUGAAGCGCCUGUUGUGGCGCAUGAUAUGGAGUUUUUGGGUUACGGGAAUGAGAGGCCGGGGUUGGUCAGGACGGCGGAUGAGAUGAUUUCUUUUUGGUCGGGGUUUGUGGCUAGUAAGGGGGGGGAUGUUAACGCUGCGAGGGGGAGGAGGGUGCAAUGGCCGAGGUUUGAGAGUCCGGUGAAGAGGGAGGGGUGGUGGAAGGAUUUGGGGAAGGGGAGGGUGAUGGUUUUUGGGGAGGGGAAUAAUGAGCGGGAUAGGAGUGUGCCGCAACAGGAGAGGAAGCAAGGGUAUCCGGUCAAGGUGGAGAGCUUGAUGAAGCUGGAGAGGGAGGCUUGUGAGUUUUGGUGGGGGAGGGUUGGGUUGAGUGAGGGGUUGGGGAGGGGGGAGGAGGGUGGGAGGGCGAAGUUGUAGAUGGGCUGGGUUGGGUGAUGUGGAGGGGUGGAUUGUUGGAUUGUUGGGAAAUGGUUUGGCGUUGGGAGUAUGGGAAUUGGAUUUGGGUAUUUGUGUGAUUGGGGGUUGUCAUGUUGAUGAUGGGAUUAGUCUGGCGAGAUGAAAGGGCUGAUACAGGACCGAUUACAACGAAAAUAUAUUGUCUCUGACUGUUGGUCAUCU
Messenger RNA from Podospora bellae-mahoneyi, 3193 nucleotides. RefSeq lists its product as uncharacterized. The record is from RefSeq and is a predicted model, not a curated record. The transcript has 2 exons. Bases 704 to 2992 code for a protein of 762 amino acids. Lineage: Eukaryota; Fungi; Ascomycota; Sordariomycetes; Sordariales; Podosporaceae.